AUGACAUUAGUUCACUGACUGGUUGUCUCUGCAGGAAUGAGAUGCGGUCGAUCUUUGGCAAGUUAGCCCUCACUGCAACAAUCCAAGUUUCACUUCCGUCCAAAGUUUUUUUUUGCAGAGAAAAGUGUUCGCCUGGUGAAGAGAUUGUGUGUGUGUUUGUGUGUUUUUGACACGGGAUAUGGCUUCCGCGGGAGUGGCGUGUCUGCCUGCAAUCCGCAGGAUCGCUGUGUUCGGGGGCACUCAUGGGAAUGAGCUGUCAGGGGUAUUUUUAGUCAGGCACUGGCUUAAGGACAAAUCGGAGCUCCAGCGCCCUUCCUUGGAGGUACAGCCCUAUCUCAGCAAUCCCGCCGCUGUGCAGAGAUGUACCCGCUAUGUGGACUGUGACUUGAACCGAGCCUUCACGGAGGAAAACCUCAGCAUGCCAUUGAGUGAUUCGAUGCCUUAUGAAGUGAAAAGAGCCCAGGAGAUAAACCAUUUAUUUGGACCAAAAGGCAAUGAGAAUGCCUAUGACUUUAUUAUAGAUCUUCACAAUACUACCUCCAAUGUUGGAAACUGCCUGAUUAUGAAAACAUCCAAGGAUGAUUUUACCAUCCAGAUGAUUCAUUAUAUUAAGAAUACGUUGAUACAUGAUAAUUGCCGGGUGCUGCUGCUCGAAAACCCUGCGGUCCAAUAUGGUGCAGUACGAACUGUUGCUAAACACAGUGUAGGGCUCGAAAUAGGUCCUCAACCUCAAGGAGUAAUCAGGGCAAAUAUUUUAGAAAAUAUGAGGAAGCUUGUGAACAGUGCCCUGGAUUUUGCACAUUUCUACAAUGAAGGUAAGGAAUUCCCUCCAUGCACCCUUGAUGUUUACAGAGCUUUUGAGAAAGUCGAUUACCCCAGGGACUCGGAAGGACAGAUUAUUGGUAUCAUUCAUCCUCAGCUUCAAGACAACGACUGGAAACAACUGAAACCAGGUGAUCCUUCGUUUCUGACCCUGAAUGGAAGGACCAUUCCUUACAAUGGAAGCAGUGCUGUGUAUCCAGUGUUUGUAAAUGAAGCUGCUUAUUAUGAGAAAAAGUCCGCCUUUCUGUUAACUGAGAAAGUAACUCUGAAAGCAAAUAGUAUGAAGGUUUCAAAACCUUAAUCUAAUGGAUUCUCUAGACAUCUUACUGCCAUUAAUCAGACCAAAGACUAAUUCCACAAACACUAUGCAUUGUAACAGAAGAAGCAUUGCUGCUUUUAAUUGUUUUUUUUCUCUUUUUAUUUGAAAGAAAGGUGAAUGUGCUCUAGUGCAGCCAGUCUAUUUUGAACAGGCAGUAUCUCUUUUGAAUCACUGUCAGCUGUUGUGAGUCAUAACUUGGAGGAAAAGAUCACAUUCAUUUCCCAAACUGUGUCAAAAAGGACCAUUUAGCUGUGGCAAGAAUUUCUAUCUAUCGGAGAAUGUGAAAAAGCUUGUUCUCUAAGCAGUUAUUGCUGCCUACCCUCGGUACAGACAAUUGCAAAGCCAUCAGCAUGAAAAUGGGGUGCUAAGAUUUUGUAUUAGUCAAUUCUUUUAGAGUUAAUUUGUUCACUGAGCCCUAUGAAAAUAUAAAUGUGGACUAAUUUGCAACUAAUGCCAUGGAGUGACUGAACGUACGUUUACAACAGUGCAGGGUAAACUUUUUUCUGCUUUCCAAUACAGCAAUAUGUUGAAAUAAUGCAAAUAUAUGCUAGUUUUUAUUUAAAACACAAUCUGUGUUUAAACAUCUUCUGAUAUUACAUGUCGGUCUCUUUUUGCUGGGAUCCCUCAGGAGAGUGAUACCUUCAAAAUCUAAAACCUGCAGACUGAUAUUUUAAAGGAUGCCCAACUUCAUUUUAUACUAAACAGUUUUAGAAAGAGAUAAACCACUUGGUAAGCCUCAGGAGAAUAUUCUGGUUCCAUUCCUUCACAUUUAUGUGGUUUCUGCACCAGGGCUGAAAGUGCAGUCAUGAUCUGAAGUGGCAAUAUAUUCACCUCUUAAAUCAAUAACUUAGAAACCAGAGGAUGGGCUUUGUUUUUAUCAUGAGCAUCGUGUACCAACCUUCCAAAGAAAAUGUGGAAAUGAAAUCAAUGCUUCACUGAAUUGAUGAAUGAAUCAGUGAAUUCAAUCCUACUGACAUCUUAGUUAAUUCAGCAAGACAAAUAAGGAGUUCCUUCAUAACACUCAUAUUGUAGACAGGGCCUAUGUGACCAUAGCAGGAUGAUAAUUGAAAAUGGGAGUUUUAUGGGCAGUGUGGAUCUGUGCCUACUAGCAGCAGACCAGCAGAACAGAAAACUAAUGAGGGAUUGUUCAAGACCAAGGUGGAAAUGCUGUUUCUCUUAGAGUCCUGAUGUUGGGAACAGUAUCCAGUAACCUGAAAAUGAGUGGAUAAACAUUGGAGGCAUCAGCGAUUGUGCAAACAGGCCAAAGAUCAUUCUGUAAAUCAUGAAAGGUUUAAUUGCCCUAAAGAUUACACAAGGAAAUUGAUAGUAGAUGCUUUUGAUCUCUGAAAUUCUCUGGAGAUUUAUAUCAACCCUUGCUUUACACUGCUGUGAAUCUGUCUAAUUUAUUUCCAAUAGAGGAGCAUGAUUUGAUUGGAACCAUACUGCUCUAUAAUGUUUCAAGGUGAGAACGGCAUUUGAAAUCUGAUGAAAAACCGAAAGGAUUGUAUCUGCUAGAGAUCAGAAAUUGCUGGAAAAACCCAGCAGGUCUGGCAGCAUCUGUGGAGAGAAAUCAGAGUUAACAUUUUGGGUCAAAUGACCUUUCUUCAGACCUCAAGAGAACAGAAAGUUCUGAGGAAGUGUCACUGAACUCACUGCUAGACCUGCUGAGUUUUUCUAGCAACUUUUAUUCUUGUUUGAAUAUAUAUAAUACUGAUUUGAGGAAAUGCAUUGUAAAUAUUUUACCAUUGAGUGUGGCAAAACUAACGGUUUAAUAUUAUUUGCAAAUCAAUUCUCAUUGCCUUACAUUUUAGUUUCAUUGGGAGCCAUGAAUCUGUACAAUGCAUAUCAGUGUCACUACUAAGGAUUGGUUAGAAUCUUUAUCCGUUGGGGUAGCAGGGUCUUCUUACUGUAAUGAGCAGUACUUAGCUGAGCUGAAAGCUAUCAGGAUUGGAAGUGAGCUUGAAAACUACAUAAUUCUAAAAUUCAAAAUAUUGUCCUCUGAUGAGAGAAGGGAUGAUAUGGAGGUGCUCAUGUUGGACUGGGGUGGACAAGGUGAGAAGUCAUCAGGUUAUAAUCCAACAGGUUUAUUUGAAAUCACAAGUUUUCGGAGCCAUGCUCCUUCAUCAGGCAAAGUCACUUCACCUGAUGAAGGAGCAGUGCUCUGAAAGCUUGGGAUUUCAAAUAAAUCUGUUGGACUGUAACCAAGAGAAUGGAUGUCCAAUUACUAUAGACUUUUUACAAUUUUUGAAUUUCUACAUUCAAAACAUAAUAGAGGAUUUUAUCCUGUUUUAUGACUUCUGUGACUGAAGUACAAUUUUUUAAAAAAUAUCUUUUAAUGGCAUUGAUGUGUUCUUUUUCCAUCAUGUAUCUGCAAAAGCAAGUAUUUUCUUCAAUUUUAAAUCUAACUCAUGGACAAAUUCUUCAAAAGUAAUGUCAUAGAAUUCCAGAGUUAACAGAUAUCUUCUUCUUUAGUUGCUGAAGUUUUUAUUGCAACUAAUCUCAUGCCAAAGAUUAACAUUAAACACCUCAUUAAUAUAGAGAGGAGCUCACGUUAUUUUGGAGUCUUUGAAAAGCUUCGUAAUCCCAUACAUUGUUUUUAAAAUAUUGUGCUAAUUUUACUUUUUCUGACUCAUUGUAACUAACAUGAAUGUCUAUAAAUCAAAUAUGUUUGUUUCAAAUGUAUUCUUUUAUGAUGAGAUUUAAAAACCUUGAUCAUUGUUAUUGGAAUAUCAUGACUAACUAUGCAAAUCCUAACCAAUCAGGGAGUCCUCCUGGUUAGAAACAGCAGCUAUUUUUUAAUAUGGCAUGCCAUUCUGUUAUCAGGCAUUAGCCAGUUACUCUGGGAUUGUGUAGGCUGGAACUUUGUCUUUUGCUUACUAAUUUUAUCAUUAAAGAUUUUUGAACCAUCAUGUUGUUUUGGAGAUUAUUUUAACAAUAUUUAA
Messenger RNA from Hemiscyllium ocellatum (epaulette shark), 4083 nucleotides. It is a transcript of the gene aspa, whose product is annotated as aspartoacylase. The record is from RefSeq and is a predicted model, not a curated record. Gene Ontology annotation, molecular function: hydrolase activity, acting on ester bonds; hydrolase activity, acting on carbon-nitrogen (but not peptide) bonds, in linear amides. The transcript is spliced from 6 exons. The coding region runs from base 179 to 1123 and encodes 314 amino acids. Lineage: Eukaryota; Metazoa; Chordata; Chondrichthyes; Orectolobiformes; Hemiscylliidae.